Magallana angulata is the source of this 2436-nucleotide messenger RNA. RefSeq lists its product as uncharacterized. NCBI's taxonomy places the organism in Eukaryota, Metazoa, Mollusca, Bivalvia, Ostreida, Ostreidae. The transcript has 2 exons. The coding region runs from base 415 to 1233 and encodes 272 amino acids. The record is from RefSeq and is a predicted model, not a curated record.
UAUAAAUUAAAGCUCAAGCCCAAUAAUCUUUCUUUCACUUCCUGUUGCUGAGAAGAUAGGUUGGUUAAGUUUAUAUUAUAUUUUCAUCUUUGAUAAGCACGUGCUGCAAAUAAAUUUGUCAAAAAAUACAAUUUACAAAUUAUUGUCAAUCUUUAAUUUCGGCUCAAUUAAUGCCGAUGCUUUCAUUAUGUUUUGAUUUAUAUGGAUUUUAUUUCGGGUAGCCAAAUAUUUGGAUAACCUUUCCCUUAGCCAUUUUGAUUUUUUUGUUGAAUUUUCUGAUUUCCUCGUUUGAUCAAGAUAAUUAUCGAUUAAUCUCUUAUAAAUAUAUACACAUGUUAGACUAAUUUUGAAAUCAAUUUUUUUUAAAUUAACACUUGUUUAUUUCUACAUAUUGCGAAUUAUCAACUGAUUAAAAUGCCACCACGGCGGUCCAAACGGAUGAGAAUUGAGACGACAAGGGCGAGCGAAAGUCGAACGGCAAGGACCAGGGAGCAGCGACCCAAUGGUAUAAUGGAUGAUGGCCCAUCAGAACCGGUGCAAACCAAUUCGGAGGUCACACAACCAUCAAGGACAACGGCGUCAUCUUCACAUGCCAUAUGCAUGGACGAUAUUCCUCCAGCAGUCCCAUCGGUCCACAACAUGCUAGACAAACAAAAAGUGUGGUUAGUGGGGUCCUCAAUACUGAAGCAUGCUCAAUUAGAAGCAUUUUUAAGACCUGGAGGUCUUCACCUGAACCUGAAAAGGCUAAAUAUUUCAUUAUGGUGGCAGGGGUACAGUGGCCUGAAAUUGUCUCAAGUAGAGCAGAAGCUUAAAACCCUUGCAAAGGUGGGUCCUGCACCUAAUGUCAUUUUAAUACACUGUGGGGGAAAUGACUUAGGGGAGACUUCUAUUAGAAAACUCAGGCUAGUUUGCAUGAAGCUUUUUCAAUUUAUUCAAACCAACUUCCCACAUUCUAAGGUCAUUUGGUCUUGCAUCCUUCCACGCAUACAAUGGCGUUAUUCUCAAAACUCUCGUGCUAUGGAAUCACAACGUAAGCGCCUUAAUUCUUGUGCAUCCAGGUUAGCCUUGCGGUAUGACGGCGCAAUUAUCCGCCAUCCUGAUAUAAAGCGUGACUCCUUGUUCUUCUGUGAUGGAGUACACUUGUCAAAAUCGGCUAAUGCUGUUUUCCUAAAUACUCUUCAGGGGGGUCUUGAGGCUAUCUUAACAAAAGGGCAUGCUUGUUAUCCGGCUUAGCAAGCUUGCCCUAGGGCACGGUUGUAAGUUAAAUCCGCUCAUACCCCCACCCAUAUGGUGGCGGAGUUCCCAAUCUCUAAAGCUCCAUAGCUGCUUUCGAGUUUGGGAACUUAUGGCGUGAAUGAGCGGCGCUGGUCAUUUCAGACUAGUGCAUGUAUUAUUAUGUGGACAUCGACCCCUGCACCUCCCAAGGGUCAAUCGUAAAUUCUUGACUUCUGCACCUCCCAGAGUCAAGGUAUUAAACCUGUGAACUUUGAACUUUGAGUGAACUUUGAAUGAACUUUGAACUUUGUUUGAAUUUGUUGAAUUAUGUUAACUACAUGUAUGAUGUUACUUGAUGUGUUGAAUUUUGAAAUUUGGGGCAUGCCCUUUGUCAUGUAUGGCGGCCCAUUACCCUUAAACAGCCGUGCCCAAUCAUCGCCAGAUUUGAAAUAAAAUUAAAGAAAUUUAUAAAUGUUUUACUAUUUGUGUUUUGUUGCGCACUUUUCUGAGAUAAUAUUUACAUCCAAUUCUUUAUGUAUUGGAUGGUGUUAUCGAAGAAAGGGCCGACACCAUUAUCUCCCCUUUGUCACGCACUUUAUUACUAGAGUUAUCUCCCCAUUGAAUAUAUAAAUUAAAGCUCAAGCCCAAUAAUCUUUCUUUCACUUCCUGUUGCUGAGAAGAUAGGUUGGUUAAGUUUAUAUUAUAUUUUUAUCUUUGAUAAGCACGUGCUGCAAAUAACCCACCCAUCCCUCCCUUUUGAAAAGGUAUCUGCUGGUUGUUCUCUGUUUUAUUUUUCAGAAACCCUGUAAGGACCUGUCAUCCGGUACGGCUGUUGUAUGCUACACGUGUGCACUUAACACCUGAUUGGCGUGAAUGAGCGGCGCUGGUCAUUUCAGACUAGUGCAUGUAUUAUUAUGUGGACAUCGACCCCUGCACCUCCCAAGGGUCAAUCGUAAAUUCUUGACUUCUGCACCUCCCAGAGUCAAGGUAUUAAACCUGUGAACUUUGAACUUUGAGUGAACUUUGAAUGAACUUUGAACUUUGUUUGAAUUUGUUGAAUUAUGUUAACUACAUGUAUGAUGUUACUUGAUGUGUUGAAUUUUGAAAUUUGGGGCAUGCCCUUUGUCAUGUAUGGCGGCCCAUUACCCUUAAACAGCCGUGCCCAAUCAUCGCCAGAUUUGAAAUAAAAUUAAAGAAAUUUAUAAAUGUUUUACUAUUUGU